This is a messenger RNA of Haliotis rufescens (red abalone), 4586 nucleotides long. RefSeq names its product cyclin-dependent kinase 9-like. Bases 93 to 1205 code for a protein of 370 amino acids. Gene Ontology annotation, biological process: protein phosphorylation. The transcript is spliced from 4 exons. NCBI's taxonomy places the organism in Eukaryota, Metazoa, Mollusca, Gastropoda, Lepetellida, Haliotidae. Gene Ontology annotation, cellular component: nucleus. Gene Ontology annotation, molecular function: cyclin-dependent protein serine/threonine kinase activity; ATP binding. The record is from RefSeq and is a predicted model, not a curated record.
GUAGUACACAUAGGCUGACAAAACAAUCAUGCUCUUGGCUCUUGAUCGCGCAAUAAUGUAACAUCGAAGAAAACAGACCUGCUCUGUCAGCAAUGAGUAGUCAAACAGAAGACCUUGUGUUUCCCUAUUGUGAAAAUGCCAGCGAAAAAUAUGAAAAGCUCACGAAAAUUGGCCAGGGCACUUUUGGGGAGGUGUUCAAGGCCCGGAACCGUGAGACCAAGAGCUUGGUUGCCAUGAAGAAAGUUCUCAUGGAAAAUGAGAAGGAAGGGUUCCCCAUCACGGCGAUACGGGAGAUCAAGAUCCUGCAGCUCCUCAAGCAUGAGAACGUCGUCAACCUUCUGGAGAUAUGCCGGACCAAAGCAGGACCAUACAACCGCUUCAAGAGCACAUUCUACCUCAUCUUCGAGUUCUGUGAGCAUGACCUGGCCGGUCUGUUGAGCAACGCCAAUGUGAAGUUCACGCUGGGGGAGAUUAAGAAGGUCAUGCAGCAGCUGCUCAACGGCCUCUACUUCAUCCACAGCAACAAGAUCCUCCACCGCGACAUGAAGGCAGCCAACAUCCUCAUCACCAAGAAUGGUACUCUCAAACUGGCUGACUUUGGUCUCGCGCGUGCAUUCAGUGCUGCGAAAGGAAGUCAGCCUAACCGAUACACUAACCGAGUCGUGACCCUGUGGUACCGGCCACCAGAACUCCUUCUAGGGGAGAGGAACUACGGUCCCCAGAUUGACGUGUGGGGGGCAGGGUGUAUCAUGGCCGAGAUGUGGACCCGGUCACCCAUUAUGCAGGGCAACACGGAGCAGCAUCAGCUCCAGCUCAUCAGCCAGCUGUGUGGGUCCAUCAACCCGGAGGUGUGGGUCGGGGUGGAUAAGCUGGAGCUGUAUGGGAAGAUUGAGCUCCCAAAAGGCCAGAAGAGGAAGGUGAGGGAGAGGUUAAAGCCGUAUGUUCGCGAUCAGUAUGCUAUUGAUCUUCUCGACAAGCUUCUCACCCUGGACCCCUCUAAGAGGCUGGACUGUGACACUGCUUUGAAUCAUGACUUAUUCUGGUCGGAUCCCAUGCCAACAGAGCUGACGCAGAUGUUGUCGCGGCAUACAACGUCUAUGUUUGAAUACCUGGCUCCGCCCCGCCGUCGUGGACCUGUCCAUCCUCAUGCACCAGCACACAGACCUUCCCACAAUCCUGAUCAGCAUUUUGAGAGGGUCUUCUGAUUGGUUGUCAGGGUGUGAGGGUCUUCUGAUUGGUUGUCAUGGUGAGAGGGUCAUCUGAUUGGUUGUCAGGGUGAGAGGGUCUUCUGAUUGGUUGUCAGGAUGUGAUGGGUAAAGCUUGCGGGGGGUAGCAGACAUCAUUUGCACAGUAAAGCCCUUAUACGGGUGUAACCCAAAGUUCUAACAUACAAUCGAUGGAAUCCUUGUGACAACCAGACCCUGAACAGAUGUUGGUUCAGAUUUCUGUACCUUAUCUAAUGAAGUGGUUUAACAAAAACGCCUGUUAAAAUCCAUGAUUUAGUUCAAGAUAUUUAUACCAAUGUCGAGAAAAGACCCUUUGAAACAACGCAAAAGAUUUUUAGUUCAAUAAUUCUACUGAACAGUCAAAUGAAUAGGAACUCCCAUACUGGAUUUAAAAAGAACGUAGUACUCAAUCAUUUUACGAAUUUGGCAGGAGAUGGAAUCAAAUUUUCAAAAGGAGGUUCGGCUUCUCUGAAGCUGACAUGAGGGUUGUACAUGUGUUUUCAUCCGUGUUUUUCUGAUGCUUUGACGCCAAGCAAUGUUUUUUGUUGGGCAGCUAAUAACUGAAGGUCAAAGCGAUCUUAGUGCGGCGAUGAUUGUAAGCCUAUGUUUAAGUAUGGGACUUACGAUCACCUUAGUGCUAAGAUCACUUUGAGGAACGGGGCCCAGGUCACUAUGUCUGUAGGUUGAUAAUCUUAGUUUAUCAUCCAAAACUGACUCCCAGAGGAGAAAUGCUCAGGUGAGAUCAAGCGAUAUCUACAUUGUAGAUAUCGCUGCAAUGAAAUUGCAUCACAGUGCUUUGCAGACCAUUGUGAUGUCAUUGGUUACCAUGACGUCACAACCAAAUGACAUCACUAAUGGCUCUGCUACUCAAGCUGUUAGCAGUAGGUGGUCAUACAAGUUGCUAUUAGUUUUAGGACAUAAUCUUGCACAAGGGAGAAUGUCUUCUGGGAGUGUUUCUGAUGGGAGAUUGUGUGAUCAGACAGGUCAUAAUAAAAGGAAGAAUUCUUGCCCCAUUUUUUUGUCAUGUUUGUUUUGUCAAAACCAUGUGGGUUGUUAAAUUGCGCUAGACUUUAUACACCCAAGGCAUGCUCAAUGCACAACAUUAUGUACAGUGUUUGAUAAAGCAAAAUAAUGACCUUGUGAGAAUUUAUUUUCAUUUUAUGAUUUCAACUAAAUUCAAAAUCUCCAUUUCAAAUUCUGCCUUGCAAUUUUUGGUUUGAAAAUUCAAGACAUGUCAAGAUUGUGUCUGGUUGUUUUCAUUCGCAAGUAGUUUGAAGGGAACGGCUUUCCGACUUUAUGCGUAUUCCGCACACAGGAUUUACAGUGCUAAGCGUUAACAAGUUAUCAAGCUCUCAUGUCCUGUCUUGACAAGUGGUUUGUUGUGUUGCCAGUUUGAAAUGGAAUCAACCCAUUGAGCAUUUUCAUGAUUAUAGUAUAUUUAAUUAUUGUUAUUAAUAUUAAUAUUAUUAUUAUCCAUGAAUGAUUGUAAUCACAGUUACCAUUGUGUUAGAGUAUGUGUGUUGGUAGUAAUACCUGCAGCCACACAGCUAGGGCGAACAGUCAAACGUUCGUUUCUACGCAGCCCUCUAAGUAGCGACCAUUUUGCUGACCAAAUGCGGCUUUAUUCUAUGACUGGCGACCUAAAUUUAUCUACUGCUUGUCACUUGACUACCUUAAAGUAAACAUUACUGGCAACAAUAUCUGUUUAAAAUAUCUGUUGGCUCCUAAAAUCUGACAGUUUGGCUCCUAAGAUACUCAUAUUAGGAGCCGCUUGACUCCCUAACAUGAAAACAAACUUAGAGGGCUGCCAUGGCGUACAGCGCGUGUUUGUUUUGACGUUGUCUGUGUAUUGUUGACAGAACAGCCUUUUAAAACUGUGGCUUAAUAGCAGCUCUGUUUGUGUCGUGUUAUAACUAGAUAUUGGGUAAAUGAUACCAACGUUGAAUGAUAUUGAAUGCUAUUUUAAUCAUUUUAUUUGCAAUUUUUGGGAUUUGAGAUCUUUUAGGUACGAAAUGUGAUUUUAAUGUGAGUUUUUGCAAAGUCAGAAUUUUAUUGUAUACUUUUAUAUUUCCCGAAUGGCAUUUUUAGUUUCCAAGUCUUUGUGGUUUGCUAAUAGUUUCCUUUCAUUGAGUGAUGUUUCAUGUGGAUGUCCCUCUAGUAGCUGUUGCUUGGAGUGGAUGUCAUGAAGAAAACACUGACGACAUUUCACCGGGCAUUGUCAGUUUUUAGAAAAGGAAAAUUUGUGUAGUUUAUGAUGAAUGUGUACAGUUUUUAGAAUAGGACAAUUUGCGUAAUUUAUGAUGAAUGUGUACAGUUUUUAGUACAAAAUAACAACUUCACACAUAAUGAACUUCUGGGUACAGAGGUCCAGACGCAGGAUGAAAGCCAGCUCGGAAAGAGCCUGGAAGGGCACAAGGUCUGUCAGUGACUUUGGACAAGUUAUAAAUAUGUUGUUGCUCUUUGCAUAACCAAAAUGAGUGGCAUUGCAAAUCUUGGACCUGUUUUCAGAACCAGCUUGAUGAUUUUCACUGUUAAUUGAUGUUUCCUAGGGGCCACUCUGCUGCUACUUGUAUUUUCCCUGAUAGACUUAGUAAUAUGGAGUCAGAAUUAUUUCAGUAAGAGGCAAAUUUAUCAUGAAUUAUUAGCAUUUUAGUCAUGUAUUAAACAGGAAGCUUCACGGUAGCCCAGAUAAUGUGACAUUGGAUUGUAAUGGCAAACAAAAUGGUCACCAAUUUGGGAAUGGUUUAAGGUAAUAUAGUGCAGAUAUCAAAUAAUUUAACACAUUCUUGUACAUUAGGUUUUGUUCCUAAUGAUGAAUUUUGCAAUGUUUCACUUUUUUCUUGUUUACAUCCAAUGAGUGAGAGAGUAUGGUUUUACGCCGCUUUUUAGCAGUAUCACGGUGGGGGACACCAGAAAUGGGCUUCACACAUUGUACCCAUGUUGGGAAUCGCACCUGUGUCUUUGGCGUGACGAUUGAAUGCUUUAACCACUAGGCUACCCGACCACCCUAUCAUCAAAGGAAGAUCUAAACAGCUAUUGGGAUUUUAUUGGGAUUUUGUUGACUUCGUCACUGUUGUAUAGUGUGUACCCCAUGCUGCUACUUCAGCACGUUUCAUUCUCUUGUUCCACAAAUACGGUACUUGUUAUUGAUUAAAAAGUGUGGAAGGAACAUGUCAGGUGUCCGCAAACCAAAAUUAUUUUUAAGAAUUUAGAGCAUUCCUGUUAUUUGUUUGACAAUAACCAUUUAAUGUAAUGGUUUUGGUAUCAUGGUGUCUUGAAUCAGUUUGUAUCAUUAAUGAAUGAUUUUUUUAUGUCAUGUAUUUUGAUGAGUUAUUGCUUGAAUAAAUAUAGGCACCUGAA